AUGUUUUUCGCUGAUGAAUUAUUAGAAGCUAUUGAAACAUUGCCAAAUGACGAAUUUGAAGACUUUUUUAAUAAUUUGGAAAGUGGAAUGAAUAAAGCCUAUGAAUAUUUGAAAAAUGACUGGAAUAAAACGCCUACAGAUAGGGAAUUAAUGAUUGCAAAAGACCUAGAAAAUGAUAUUAAUUGUGGAAUUAAUGAUACUUUCGGUUUAAAAGAAAUGCAGCAGGUCGAAGGACUUUUCCAUAAAUUAGAUUUAAAAACUCAUGCGAAUAUGUCAUUAUUUCUUAAACAAUCAAAACUUCGAUUAGCCUCGGGUAAGAUUGAAAAAGAGGAUUUAUCUGCAGGUCUUAAAGAAAUUCGUGUUCAAAGAAGAGAAAAAGAAAAACAAAUUCCGCUUCAAGAUAAGCAAUCACCAUCAUUUGGAGAAGAAAUUGCAUCACAUCUUUUUAAUUGUUUAUUAGCAGGCAUUCUCGAUGUUUCGGAAAUUACUCCUUCCUUGAUAAAAAAUCUCUUAAAAGAACUAGGCGAAGUUAACAGAAAAGUUGCUAUUGCCAUCAAAAAUCUUUCGCCAGAAAUAGUUUUGAGAAACCUGAAUGAUAAAGGGUUGGUUUGGGGAGCUCGUAAGGUUGCUAGCGUAGCUGCAGGAACUGUAGGAGUCAUUGUGUACCAUCUCAAAGAUCGUAAUGAAUCCUUGGCCUUUAAGUGGAGCAUCCCAUUUAAUUACGCCUUCUACUCAAAUUGGUGGAACUUAAAAGUAUAUAAAGGUCGUGUCAGAGCUAAUCAAGAAUUAUAUGACAAGAUGUACCAUAAACUUCCUCAUGAAGGGGACAAUAAAGUUUACUGCGGAGUCCUAAGUGAUGAUUUACUUUACAAGGGAACUAUGGGAAAUUCUGGCAUGCUAACCAUUGAAGUUGAGACCUUAAAUUAUAGUACUAUUAGUACAACUCCUUUUGUUAAAGAAAUGAAGCAGAAUUUCUGA
Molecule: messenger RNA, 978 nt
Organism: Funneliformis caledonium
Lineage: Eukaryota; Fungi; Glomeromycota; Glomeromycetes; Glomerales; Glomeraceae
Source: the annotation of a GenBank genome assembly